This is a messenger RNA of Cucurbitaria berberidis CBS 394.84, 1041 nucleotides long. RefSeq lists its product as uncharacterized. Lineage: Eukaryota; Fungi; Ascomycota; Dothideomycetes; Pleosporales; Cucurbitariaceae. The transcript has 3 exons. Gene Ontology annotation, cellular component: lipid droplet; ascospore wall; prospore membrane. The coding region runs from base 71 to 946 and encodes 291 amino acids. The record is from RefSeq and is a predicted model, not a curated record.
UUCUCGCAAUUCCUCUUCGCGCCCCUAAACUCUACCAUCCUCUACUCGCCCGGAACUACCCGCUGCAGCCAUGUCACAGGCCAGGAUUCAAGUGCCCGACAGGGUCAAGGAAGUCGCGAGGGAGGACUUUGAGCACGCAAAGGAACUCGCCAGCGAAGCUCUGCGUUCGGCCGCCUACCUCUACCCCUUCAAAGGCAUCAUGUACUUCUUCACCCACCGCUCGCUAUGGAAGCCUCUUGCCGCCAAGAUCGUCCCCACCAUCUCCCUCGGCCUGGGCGUGACCGUGUUGAUGUUUGCCGUCACCUAUGUGCCCCAGGUCGCGCUGCUCACCCUCGUGAACGACCCGCUUGCCAUCUUCACAACCGUCCUGCUCGUGCUCAGCGAGGCCUCCACCAUCUUCAACGUCCUGAGCAAGAACUUCCUCAUCGACGAUGCCCUCAUUGACACCUUCGACGGCACCCUGCUGUCUCGCAACAUGACUUCGCUGGUGGCUACGGAGCGCGAGGUCAAGCGCGGAAGCGAUCCGGUCGGGAAAUUGGGCAAGCUGGUCGCGAAGCCUUUUGCCAAGUUCACCCCCAAGGCCAUCAUCCGGUACUUCAUGUACCUCCCGCUCAACCUGAUUCCCGUCGUUGGUACCGUCCUCUUCGUCAUCCUCCAGGGACGCAAGUUUGGCCCUACAGCGCAUGCCCGCUACUUCCAGCUCAAGCAGAUGAAGAAGCAGGAGAAGGAGCACUUUAUUGAGCAGCGCAAGGCUGCAUAUGCGAGCUUCGGUAUCCCUGCUGUCCUACUCGAGCUCGUCCCCAUUGCCGGCAUCUUCUUCUCCUUCACCAACACUGUCGGUGCUGCGCUGUGGGCCGCAGACAUGGAGCAGACGAACAACAGCGGCGAGAGCACCACUGCACCGAACCUGCGCAAUCAGGCUCAGCUGGCCAAGAAGUCAGAGUAGUGAGCAGAUGGCACAAGCUUUGGUGAAAGUAUUCCUGGCUUGAUGCUAAUACUUUUCUGCAAGGGACUUUGAGCCGCAUGUCCACUACGGUCCAG